Molecule: messenger RNA, 1132 nt
Organism: Nicotiana attenuata
Lineage: Eukaryota; Viridiplantae; Streptophyta; Magnoliopsida; Solanales; Solanaceae
Product: mitochondrial import receptor subunit TOM20-like
Exons: 7
Coding region: 170-790 (206 amino acids)
Biological process (GO): protein insertion into mitochondrial outer membrane
Cellular component (GO): mitochondrial outer membrane translocase complex
Molecular function (GO): protein binding
Source: RefSeq, a predicted model, not a curated record
UUAUUGAGUCAUUCCUCCGAAUCACCUUAUUUCCAUAAUCUUCCCAAACUAAAACAGGUUUUUUUUCUUCUGAGAAAGAUAUUUUGGGUGUUAUAGAUAAACCUCGGAUAAACCCUUCCUGGGACGAAGAGAGCAGUAAGAAAUUACUCCAAACAUAGAAGAGGAAGAAAUGGACAUGAGCGUGGAGAACUCGGACUCGGAGACAGAUAUUGAACUUCUCUUUCAAACUCGAUUGAAUGCUGAAGCAAAGUACUCACUUAAUCCCAAUGACACCCAGAAUUUAACACAAUGGGGCAUGGCAUUGCUACAGUUAGCACAAUAUGGAACCCUCCAGGACUCGAAGAAAAUGGUUAAAGAGGCUAUUUCGAAGCUAGAGGAGGUUGCAAAAAUUGAUUCACGAAAGCAUGAAGCGUUGUGGCAUCUUGGGAAAGCACACAGUGCUGAAGCAUUUUUGACAUCUGACUCCAUUGAGACACUGAGUAACUUUGAGAAGGCAGAUCUGUAUUUUCAAAAAGCAUUAGAUGAGGAUCCCAGGAAUGAGAUGUACCGCAAAUCUAUGGAGGCCAAUGCUCAGGCAAUGCUAUUGCAUAUGAAGCUCCAACUAGGGACGGUUCAGCAGGCUUCUGGUGGAUCUUCAACUUCUUUCAAUGCAAAGAGCCCUGCUAUGAAGGCGAAUCACGAUCUGAUGUACGAUGUCUUUGGGUGGGUACUUCUUGGUGCUGGAAUUGUGGCAUGGCUAGGAAUGGCAAAAUCUCAGGCCCAUCUAUGUACACCAAGCCUUGAUGAAUAAAUAGCCAGUCACGUGAUUUCCAGAUCAGUUUCUGGCCUUACCCGACGGCAUCAACUGGGUAUGUGUGUCUGUGGUGGUUGGCGGGGUUUGGUGCUAUCCUGCAUGAGAGGAGGAAGAAUCUGAAAGGUUACUUCACCUUUGAUGUUCACACGUCAACCCAAAAAAUUGCUAGCUACAAUCGACAGAAUUGGGUUCUCUUCAUAUCCCUAAAGGCUAAAGAGAUUCUAUUAACUGACACACUAUUCUUAUUAGUCCGUUUAGAAACAAUUUAACUUUAAACUUUUUAUUUUAUCCACUUUGCCCUUACUGGGAUGUUUUUAUAGCCACACAAAUAUUACGGCA